GUUUCAUUUUUUUCUUUAGAUACAAUAUAAAAUAUAAAAUAUAUUUCUAUCAAGUUAGUACGAGAGUUUAUCGUUCUGUUUGGAAAAGAGUUGCAAGAUUGUAAAAAUUGCGUUUCUACGAAAAGUGAUGAUGAUCGGCGACGCGAUAACUCGAGCGUCUAUAUCGUACGAGCAUUCGCACCUAAGUGCGAAACAAGUGCAUUUGUAGAUUUAGUGAAAUGAUUUGUGAGAGCAAUAAAAUGUUGUCAAUUCUACGAAACAGAACAAUAUUUCUGACAAUGCUGUAUCAAUUGUAUUGAUACAGUAAAUUAUUGCGCAAAUAUUGAUACAGAUGCUAGUUGGAAUUUUUUAAUCGAGGAGAAGGCUAUAUGACUAUUUACUGACCGUCGUUGUAUCAAAUGCUUUUGUGGCAAAUUGUGUAUGCUGCAUUUAUACAUAUUAUUAAAAAAAAAAGAAAAUAUAAAAAAGAUAUCAAUAGCACCCACUAUUCCGUCCAAAUAAGUUUACACGGAUUAACAUGCAUCCAUACAAAAUUAAUUAAAAAUUAAAAUAUGAUACUUUCUGUAUUGAAUAUUUGGAAAUUACGAAGAAAAAAACUACUACAAAGAGAUAACACACAACAAAAAUAGUUAUAAAAAUAUGAUACUUGAAACAAUAAUGUUAGUAAUCAGUUAAUUGCAGCUAAGUAACACUUAUAUGCACACUAAUUUACUAAUAUAAGAUAUUAUUAUCAUUUACCGCAUGCUUGACUUUGCAUAAAGCGUUCGAAGCCACAUAAUACAAAAUAAAUAACAUUUGAAACAACGAUUUGCGGUUAUUUAUUGCAAAUUACCGAUAUCCGUUUUAUGUAGAUGCUUUGCCCAGAAUCGAGACGUAAAUACAUACAUAUAUGUAUAUAUCUUUGUCGUACGCGUAUAAAAGCCAGUCCAAGGAAACAAGAUUGUAGUGAUCUCGUUUUUCUCAGUCUCUAGCGAUAAAAAGAGACAGGACGGUUGAAGACGCCAACAAGGUGUGCCCUUCGUUUCCUAAUCUAAAUGACGACGAUGAUCAUUUCGUACUGGACAUGGACUCAUUGGUCACGUUGAAAACUAAUGCCUUGACCACGCGUAGUUACGAACCUCCCCGAAAAAAGUGUUACUUUGGUGAUGAAAAUAAUGAAAUUGAUGGUACCGGUUGGUCUGAUAAACCUAUUAGAAACUGGUGUCAAGAAGAAACAAUAAACUGGUUGAUGUCUGCGGCAUCUUAUAUCGGACAACCGUAUAGUCUGAUACAACAUAGUCUUGCGGUACCAGGAAACGAGUUGGUCACCUUUACCAGAGACGAUUUUAUCAACCAUGAUCCUAUGUACGGAGAUCGACUCUAUGACCUACUCCACUCUCAGCAUAUCUCGAAUAUACUUCCACCAUUUAAUACCAUCCAUCCUCAUUCCGAAGACGAAUAUGCGCGAAUUAAUUCCAACAGUACAUCAGACGCAGAAUCAGAUAAUAAUAGUAUUGAUUACCAAACUACCAAACGGCCACCAGGGAGACCAAGAGUAUUAAAACCAAAAAAAAAUUCUACUAGCCAGGGAAAGCUUUGGGAAUUCAUCAGGGACCUCUUACGUAAUCGAGAAACGUGUCCAAGUUUAAUCUGUUGGGAAGAUUAUUCUCAAGCGAAAUUUCGGUUCGUUAAAAGCGACGAGGUCGCGAAACGAUGGGGUUCAAGAAAAGGAAACACAAAAAUGACAUACGAGAAACUGAGUCGAGCAAUGAGGUACUAUUAUAAAAGCAAAAUUUUUCAACCUGUACUCGGUCGAAGAUUAGUGUAUCAAUUUGGACCAAAUGCAAAGGGUUGGCAAACUGAUAAUCCAAACUUCCGAUAUUAAAAGUUUAGGAUUGCAUUUGUUAUAAAAAUUGUACAAAAAAGUAAAAGUAACGUUUGUGACCUAUUGUGAAUUUCGCUCACAGGAUGUAUCUUAAAAUUGCUUUAAAAAGAUAACGUUUCUACAAUUAGAGAUUUGUCAAUGUAUAUUUUGAUAUUGAAAAAGGAAGUGAAAGUAUUUUGUUAAUUGAAUCGAAACGUUUGAGCAUCAACUUGCAAUCGAUAAUCUAAAUAAAAGACUAAGAAGAAAGGAUCUAGUAUUAUAGAUGAUACAUACUGACUAGAUUUAAAUAACGUAAAAAACAGUAUAAAUGAAAAAAAUGUCGAGGUUUUUAUAUGUAUGACUGAAUUUAUAGAAAUACGUGAUAGCAAAAUGUGAAUAUGAAAUAAUUUAAACUUGUAAGAUUUUUUCAAUUUAUUUGAUUUUAAGUAUUAGCGUAAUAGAUUACUUAUGUAAAAGUACACAUAUUAUAAUCAAGGAAGGCAAUAAUUCCUCCUGACUUACAAUCAAAUAAAUUUACUAUUACUUAUUUUUUUA
Messenger RNA from Bombus pyrosoma, 2398 nucleotides. RefSeq names its product ETS-related transcription factor Elf-5-like. Bases 1064 to 1864 code for a protein of 266 amino acids. Gene Ontology annotation, biological process: cell differentiation; regulation of transcription by RNA polymerase II. The record is from RefSeq and is a predicted model, not a curated record. Lineage: Eukaryota; Metazoa; Arthropoda; Insecta; Hymenoptera; Apidae. The transcript has 7 exons. Gene Ontology annotation, molecular function: sequence-specific DNA binding; DNA-binding transcription factor activity, RNA polymerase II-specific. Gene Ontology annotation, cellular component: nucleus.